CCCCUCCACUCCUUCCCCUCCCCUCACUGGGAGAAUGCCCGUGUUGUACUGACAGAAACGCUACGGGCUCAUCAGACAUGGAGGCCCGAUUAACGGGCAGAGGCCCAUUCUCACGCCUUUAAAGACGCAGGUUCCUGGACAGCAGAAAGCCUGGGGACAUUCCGGAAAUAUUACGGUUUGAAGGUGACUAGGGCUGGGCGGCCACGAAAGGACGACAUUGCUUCAACCCAACAACUGUUCUAAUAUCCCUACCCAUAUUCCCCCUCCAGCUGGAUUUUUUCACCCUCAGUUCUGUACUGCUUGUGAGCAGACCCUGCUCAGCCCUUCUCGGUUUCUCCUAUCAUCAAUGGAUCAGAGGACACAAGGAGGGCCCACCACACCACCUCCUCUCCCUACAAAUGCCCUACAAGUCGAGUGUGAGAAGGAAGGAGGAGGUGGUAAGAAAGACGAUGACGACGAUAAAAGGAAGCGCGAGAAGGAACGAGAUGCAGCGCCGGCUGUUCCCUGCAGCUCUGAGAAUGGCGAGCAGCAGCAGCAGCAGUCGGCACAAUUCUCUGUCAAAGAGACCAGCUACUCAGAGGGCAGUGUCAAGCUUAAGAUAGGCCUCCAGGCUAAACGAAUGAAAAAGCCCCCUAAGAUCCUAGAGAACUAUGUAUGCCGGCCCGCGUUCAGAGCAACGGUUAGACAUGGAAGCCGAGGUGGUGGACGAGGCAAUCGUCGAGUGGGACCCUCUGAUGGCAGUGGAAACACCCCUAGUAUGCAACAUGUUAAAGAAGCAGAAAAGGACCCCACUGUCAAUACAGGAGUGCCUCAGAUAUCGGGCGUUCCAACGAAUACUGCACCACCACCGUCUUUUCCUACUACCACUUCCACCAACCCUGAAUCCCCUAUGAAUGGGAAUACCCCAGCUAAAAGAGGUCCCCCAAAGCUGGCAUGCAAGUCAGAAGGAAAGGCAGAUGUAAAAUCCCUUGCAUCUGCAGAAAAACCCCUUAACAGUCACUGCCCUGUAUCAGACAGCAAAUUACACUCCUCUGGGAAAAAGAGCCUGUUACCCCAAACUAUUACACCAGCUCCUUCACUACUAACUCCUUCCCACAGCACGUCUCCACAUGACUUAAAAAUGGAUGGAGUUACAAAACUGCCUCAGUACACUUAUACAGACAGCCCGAGGGAGCAAGAAAGAGGAGCUUCAAACUGGGGUACUCCGACGGUCACUGAGAAGCUUGCACAGCUUAUAGCCACCUGCCCACCUACUAAGUGUCCUAAACCCAAAAUCCGGAAAGUAACCCCAGCUCCAGCACAUAGCAGCUCGCCUCCCCUGAUUUCUAAUUUACAGCGGCCUGAGCGGGCCAUGGCCAACAGGAACACAUAUUCCAGAGUAACCCAUCUUGUCCCUCCUCCACCUGUGUCACGACCCCCAGGUCGUCCAUACGGCUCAAGAAACAAAGACAGCAUCCUGGAGAAGUUAUCUGGCUUACCUAGGAAAGAGGAACCUAGUGGACUUUCAAAGGAAAUGACAAGUAGCAACAGCAUUCCUGCAGUGUCUUAUAACAACAAUCGCUUAACAACCAAUAAUGAUUGCAACAAUGAUGAUAAUAGCAAUGGAAUAAAAUCGCAGUCUCGCCUUGGGCCCCAUUCCAUGCCAUCUCUUUUCUCUUCUUCCUUAGAGAGAAUAGGCAGUGGAAUUAGCCACCAGGUGAUUCCUUCCUCAGUUGGAUCAAGGAUCGUUGCAAGCCCCUCACAAACAGAGGACCCGGUUGACCGAGAGAAAGAAAGGGACAAGGAUAUUUUUUGUCUCAGAGAAAUAAGUAAAGCCUCUUCCCCUGCGGUGUCAGGGAAACAGGACACUAAAGAGAAGUGCCCCUUCACUGUACCUCGAGGAGAGAGGGGGAAAAGCUUAAGUCCACCUAAAAGAAGUCCUGCACAAGAAAGUCAUGCUGGUGGAGAACACAGUAUUCUCGAGUCCACUAAACGUGCUGCUUCUCCUUCUACCCCGUUCGGUACUAGCAGCAGCCUCUCUCCGCUUUGUGAUGACCAUGACCCUGAAUCCCCUGGAUCACCAGCAGAACAGGAGUCUAAACCUCUGAAAAAGCGGCGGGGUCGAAGACCUCGGUGGACUAAGGCAGUCAGUCGCACGCAAAAAAUGUUAGAAGAUGCUCCUCCUUGUCAAACCAAAGCCACCACUCUGCCUACAGACCUUUCAUCCCCCCCACCUAUUCGUCGGCCCGUUGGAAGGCCACCCAAUGCUAAUCGUGUGCUCCCUGUUGUCUCUGAACUUUAUUUGCCUCCGCCGAAGAAACGGGGUAGACCCAAAUCCAAAAUGCCAACACUGGAUGCACCUACACGUGGUCGUUUGCCACUCAAAGUAACACCUCCUAAAGUAUACUCCAUGUCCAAAGAGGAGCAGGAUCCCCCCGUUUUGCAUCCAGAAGUGGAUCUGAAUCUUCCUAAACCAAUGCCACGUAAGAGAGGAAGGCCAAAACGCUUGCCUCCAACCCUGCCACAGGAGACCCAGCCUCCAACACUUGCUCCAGAGUCAGGGGAUACUGUGGCAGGGGACAAGGGCUUUCACAACAAGGGCAAUGGGCAGCUCAUAAUGAAGACGAUUAUAGGCAAGAUCAACAAGAUGAAGACUGUAAAGCGGAAGAGGUUUCUCAGCCAGAUUCUUAUGGGGUCGAGAUCAGGACCUGAGCCGGAAGUCACUAAAAGUUCAAGCAUGUCAGGAACAGUAACUCCUGCUUCACAGUCGCUCUCAACCCUUGCUGCAACAUUUGGUGGCAAACUUGGGCCUCAGAUUAAUGUCAGCAAAAAAGGGACAAUAUACAUGGGAAAAAGAAGGGGCCGCAAGCCAAAAACACUAGCCAAUAGUUCACCUGGUGCCCCUACUCCACCCCCUGAACCUUUUUUGACCCCGACCACCUCGUCCCCUCAACACUCGCAUCAGACUUUAGCGUCACAAAACCAGCAAAACCAGAUUCCCUCCUCUGACAUUUUCCCCUCCCCUUCACUUUCCCAGUCCAGUGGGGGGCAAAGCCCUAUCAGUGAUGCUAGUUUUGUGGAGUCCGGGUCAGUCCGCACACACUGUAGCCACCAUUCAUUUCCUUUCACCCCACCAACUUUUUCAGCACCCUCCCCACGGUCUUUAGGUGGUUCUACAUUUUCACACUCCUCUCAGAAGAAGCCUUCUUGCAGAGGUCACCACCAUCACCACCACCACUAUCGACAACAUUACCAUUGUCGUAAACUUUCACCUCCCAGGCCUCUAUUGCCUACGUCCCCUGCUCCUCUUAGUGAGCUGAAGGAAGCCACACCUUCUCCGGUCAGUGAGUCGCACAGUGAGGAGACUGUUCCAAGUGACAGUGGCAUCGGAACAGACAACAACAGUAUAUCAGAUCGUGGGGAGAAAGCUGGUAGUGCGAGUGGCUUAGCUGGGCUAGCUGUCUCCCAGAAUAUGACUAAUGGGCUACUAAUGCCUGGAAUGAUAGGGUCAUCUGUGGGUAUCGGGGUAGGGCAUAACUCUAGAGGCAGUAGAAGACAUUCUACUGUAUUACUUGAUUGUCCUUCACCUACACCAUCUCCACUUGGGGAGAGGUCUUCAACUGAUCCACGGCGCCCACACCCAUUAGCUUCUGCUUCAGCGCUAGUGGGCCACAAAGAAAAGCAUAAACAUAAGUGCAAACGACGUGGGCAUGGAUGCCCUGGCUAUGAUAAGUUGAAAAGGCAGAAGCGCAAACGCAAGAAGAAGUACCUGCAGUUGCGUUCACGGAGACAGGAUCCUGACUUCCUGGCUGAGCUUGAUGAGAUAUGUGUGCGGCUUUGCGGAAUACGAAUUUCACACCGCACACCUGCUCUUCGAUUGGGAAGUAGCCUGGGUCUUGGUGCAGGAACAGCGGCCACAGGUCAUGGGCCUGGUUUGGGUACUACCAGAGGAGGCAGUAUUGUGAGUGGCACAAACCCCACACCUCAUCAUUACCUGCAUAGAGACCUUCUACCCACAAUUUUCAGGAUCAACUUUAGUGGGUACUACUCUCCUCACCCGGCCUAUCCAUGCGAUUCCCUGCACUAUGUCCGUAAGCCCGAUCUCAAGAAAAAGCGUGGAAGGCCUCCCAAGCUUCGAGAGUCGAUGUCAGAGGUGCCUUUCGUUCCUGGCCUAGGAUUCCCCCUUACCAGUGGAGGGUUCUAUCACCCUUCUUAUGGUGUGCCGUACUCCUCAGCCCCUCUUGGACUCGGCUAUUAUCGGGGCUAUCCACCAGCCAGUGCACUGUACCCUCACCCUCACCACCAGGUUCCACAUUCAACCCCAUCUCACCAUGGCCACCAUAGCCCUUCCUUCCCUCCACCUCCUCCUCCUUCAUAUGUGCAUCAUCAUCAUCACCCUCCACACCUGCUUCUUAACCCUUCCAAGUUUCACAAGAAAAAACAUAAGCUUUUACGACAAGAGUAUCUCAGUGGAGGGCGUUCAGCAGUGUUGUACCCUCCUAUGUCUUCUGAGCUGUCAUUUAGCUGGCACCAUAAACAUAAACACAGACAUAAACAUCGUGAUCGCUGUGGAGAGGUAGAGGGCGAUGAUGGUGGAGAUGUCGGUGGUGCUGGUGGUGGUGGUGUAGGGAGAAGUGGAGGUGAAGGCAUGGGAGUUGGAAGAGGGGAGCGGGCAAGAAGAGGGGGAAGCAUGGAAUCACUCAAGCAUUGUGGCUAUGGUCCGGAUGGCUCAGCUGACUCCAGUGCCAGCAAGCAGGCAGCUGCCACCUCUGGUAACUCCCCUUCUUCUUCCUCAUCAUCAUCAGCAGAAAGGUACAAGCAGAAAGAACCUUCUAUGUCAUGUCUGGUGCCUUCAAGACUAUCCUUGGGCCAAGGAAGCAGGGCGCACCAUCCUCCGGACUCAUGGUUCAGGAAGAGCAGCUACGAUGCUGAUUACUCCAAACUCUCCCAUAAUCAGACCCUUGGGCAGGGGGCAUUCUCUGAUGGGCACGGGCAUAACUCAAUGGGUUGCUCAGACAGUGACGAUGAAGAUCCCACUUCACCAAAUGAGGAACAGGACUCGGGAUCCCAGCACACCAACCUUUUUGCUUCAGCCCUCACUCGGACAUCUCUUAGAUGUAAUCAGGGAAGGAAAGGCGGGAGCUUAGAAGGCUCAAGUCUGGCGCGUUUGGACAGAUCACUGAGGAAAGAUCUCGCUACAUCAGCUGAGAGGAGAGAGUCAGGAAUCUGUGGUAUACAGACUCGAUACGGUCAAUUCAGUGCCCCUGAUUUUUCCGAGUCUCCUCCGCACCGACAUCACCACCAUACUCCUCUAUCUGUCUCCCACUCUACCUCCUGUGUCUCAGUCUGUGGCCUGGAGCAGCCAGGGGGAAGUCCAUCCUCGCGCUCUUUACAGUCUGCGUGCUGCGUGAACUCCUCCCCCUCGCGUCCUUUGCAAUGUUCAGCCCCGCCUCCCCCCAAAACCAACUUGCAUCAUGUCAACAAGAUUCUCCGGGCCAAGAAGCUGCAGAGGCAGGCACGCACAGGAAACAACAUGGUUAAGAAAAGGGGACCGGGACGACCCCGCAAGAAUCCCCUCCCCUCGCCGUCAGCGUUGCCCCCGGCAUCGCCGCCGAUCGCGGAGCCCGAACCGGAGAGGCUUAGCAUAGAAUGGGAGGAAGAUACAGUUACAGAUGCCAUCGAGUCUGUUAUACAGAGGCAAAAACGCAAGGGACGGAAAAGGAAGCACUGGGAUAGAGACAGGGAUGAAAAUGGAGAGGACGAGGAUGAGACGGUGCAUGAAAGGGAGGAUGAAGAAGAGCAAGAAGCAAGGCCUGAGGCCACAGAAGAGGAGACGGUGACACAGGGACUCCCCGCGAAAGCUUGGCUUGCACAUGAGGAGAUGCAAAGCUUUCAAAGUGCUGUGGAAGGGAAAUCUGAUGGCCACUCCUCCCCUGAACGCACAGGUCCACCCCCAAUGGUACAAGCUCCGCCUACAACAGUGAUUACUCCACGAGAGAAAAAACCUGCUAGGCCACCCAAGAAGAAAUUUCAGAAGGCUGGCCUAUAUUCUGAUGUAUACAAGACAGACGAUCCUCGUGGGCAGCUGCUCCAGCUAAAGAAGGAGAAGUUGGAGUAUAUUCCAGGUGAACAUGAGUAUGGUUUGCUUCCCGCUCCCAUUCAUGUCGGGAAGUAUUUGAGACAGAAGCGCAUAGACUUCCAGUUGCCUUAUGACAUCCUGUGGCUUUGGAAACAUGACCAGCUGUAUAAGAGACCCGAUGUCCCACUCUACAAGAAAAUAAGAUCUAAUGUGUAUGUGGAUGUAAAGCCGCUCUCAGGCUACGAAGCCACUACCUGUAACUGCAGGUUCUCUCAUGAUAACAGUUCUAAGGGCUGUUUGGACGACUGCCUUAACAGAAUGAUUUUUGCGGAGUGCUCCCCCAGCACGUGUCCUUGCGGAGAGCAAUGCGAUAAUCAACGAAUCCAGAGGCACGAGUGGGUUCAGUGUCUGGAGCGUUUCAGGACAGAAGAAAAGGGCUGGGGCAUCCGCAUUAAAGAGCCACUGCGUGCUGGCCAGUUCAUCAUCGAGUACCUUGGAGAGGUGGUCAGCGAGCAGGAGUUCAGGAGUCGAAUGAUGGAGCAGUACUUCUCUCACAGCGGUCAGUACUGUUUAAAUCUGGACAGCGGUAUGGUGAUCGACAGCUACCGCAUGGGCAACGAGGCGCGCUUCAUCAACCACAGCUGCGAGCCCAACUGUGAGAUGCAGAAAUGGUCUGUCAAUGGAGUGUACAGGAUCGGCCUGUUUGCCCUGAAAGACAUGGACAGUGGGAGCGAGCUCACAUACGACUACAAUUUUCACUCCUUUAACACUGAAGAGCAGCAAGCGUGUAAGUGUGGCUCAGAAGGUUGCCGUGGCAUCAUUGGCGGAAAGAGUCAGCGAAUCAACGGGCUGCCUGGCAAAGCGGGAGGCUCAGGAGGCGGGGCGAGGAGGCUCGGGAGGCUGAAAGAGAAGCGCAAAUCGAAGCACCAUCUCAAAAAACGGGAGGAGGAGUCCAGCGACAGCAGCAAGUUUUUCCAGCACCUCCUGAUGAAGCCGAUGUCGAACAGAGAGAGGAACUUUGUCCUGAAGCACCGAGUGUUCCUGGUGCGCAACUGGGAGAAGAUGAGGGACAAGCGGGAGUUGUCCAAGAGAGAGGGAGAGAGGGAGCGGGAUAAGGAGAGCAGCCUGUCACAGUAUGCCCGGUGGGGAGGGGUCAUUCGUGAUGAUGGCAACAUCAAAUCAGACGUGUUCCUAACGCAGUUCUCAGCACUGCAGACCUCCCGUUCGGUACGCACACGUAGACUGGCUGCGGCUGAGGAAAACACAGAAGUCACUCGCACAGCUCGUCUCGCACACAUCUUCAAAGAGAUUUGUGACAUGAUCACCAGCUACAAGGAUUCCUCGGGCCAGACUCUUGCAGCUCCUUUGCUUAACUUACCUUCUAAAAAGAGGAACAUGCAGUACUAUGAGAAGGUGUCAGAUCCUCUGGACCUCAGUACUAUCGAAAAGCAGAUCCUCACCGGACAUUACAAAACAGUGGAGGCCUUUGACACAGACAUGCUCAAGGUCUUCCGCAACGCUGAGAAAUACUACGGCCGUAAGUCUGAGGUGGGCCGGGACGUGUGCCGGCUGCGCAAGGCGUACUACGGCGCGCGGCACGAGGCGGCGGUGCAGAUCGACGAGAUCGUCGGCGAGACGGCUAGCGAGGCGGACAGCUCCGAUUCCAUGGACCGCGAGCACGCAAACCACGCCAACAAAGACGACGACAUCAUCCGCUGCAUCUGUGGCAUGUACAAGGACGAGGGCCUGAUGAUCCAGUGCGAGAAAUGCAUGGUCUGGCAGCACUGUGACUGCAUGCGUUUGGAAGCCGAGGUGGAACAUUAUCUUUGCGAGCAGUGUGACCCUCGUCCAGUGGACAGAGAAGUUCCGAUGGUGCCUCAGCCCAGUUACGCGCAGUCAGGUUCCAUCUAUUAUAUCUGCCUUCUCCGGGACGAGCUGCUGCUUCACCAGGGUGACUGUGUGUACCUGAUGAGGGACAGCAGGCGCACACAAGAAGGCCAGCCACUGCGCCAAUCGUAUCGCCUCUUGUCUCACGUCAACCGAGACAAAUUGGACAUCUUCCGCAUUGAGAAACUUUGGAAAAAUGAAACGGGCGAGCGGUUUGCUUUCGGGCAUCAUUAUUUCCGACCUCACGAGACCCACCACUCGCCUUCGCGCCGCUUUUACCACAACGAGCUGUUCCGGGUGCCUCUGUACGAGAUCAUCCCUCUAGAAGCAGUGGUGGGGACGUGCUGCGUCCUGGAUCUUUACACUUACUGCAAGGGUCGGCCGAAAGGCGUGAAGGAGCAGGACGUGUACAUCUGCGACUACCGGUUGGACAAAUCGGCUCAUCUUUUUUACAAAAUCCACCGCAACCGCUACCCGGUGUGCACCAAGUCCUACGCCUUUAACCAUUUCCCCAAGCGGCUCACACCCAAAAGGGACUUUUCACCUCACCACGUCCCCGACAACUACAAGAGAAACGGCGGGCGUUCAGCCUGGAAGAGCGAACGCUCCAAAGGGGUCGGACCUUGCGACGAAGACCCCUCCCCCGGCGGAUCAUUAGACCAGCCGUCCUUCUCACGAGAUGCAGAAGGAAGAGGAGCAGGAAGCCACCCGGUCUGCAACCACGAGGAGUCCAUCACCACCGCGCUCUCGGUACUAGCACCGUCGCAGGAGCAGAGAAGGCCCGGCGAGGAUGAAGACGAGGAGGAGGACGAAGAGUUAGGCGAGGAAGAGGAGAGGAGGGAAGCGGAGGAAAGCUCGAUGGAGAAAGCAGUAGCCGAGGCGUCCCCGAUCCCCUCUUCGCCGCUGCAUCUGUCCGUUUUGGGACGGAGGGAAGCGCAGAGGGAUCGCCUCAACAAGAUCCUGCUCGACCUCCUGCACCGGAACCCGAGCAAAAACGUUAUAGACGUCACUUAUCUCCUCGAGGAGGGCUCCGGGCGCCGCCUGCGCAGACGCACGCUCGGGCUGAGCGACUUCGUGAGCAGGAAGUGACGCCCUCACUGCAAGUGACACAAUUAAAACGAAUAAAUAAAAAAGACAGAAUAUGCAGGAACAGCAAAACAAGGAUGAAGGUAUGAGAAAACAAAGACUCUCCUUUCAAAAAAAUCCUCCAACAUCCAUUUUUGCUCUAUUUUUCCUAAAAACUGGUGUAUAUGCACAGGACAAUGAGAGCGAGUUUUUUUUCCGUCAGCAACGAGAGAAUUAUUGCUCAUAAGCGUUAAGUAUGUUGCUAUCGACAUAUGAACAUAGGAAUAUGUACUAUUUAAGGCUAUCACGUGUCGCGUCACGUGUCGCGUCACGGCCGCUCGUUUUUUCCGUUUCUAAGACAACAGAGUUCAAUGUAUUUUCAAGGUGGUACUACAGACAGAACGAAUGAGGAACCCGGACCCGGGGUGGGGUGGAGGGGUGGGGAAGGCGGACGGGGUCGGAGAUGCAGUUUUGACAUGGGAGAAAACCCGAACCCCGGCUCCUCUUAGUGGAUAGAAACCCGUAUUUACUGAGACGCGAGAAGAGGAGCAGCACAGGAGGCGCAGUGUAGCGCACAUACGCACCGCCUCGCCCACUGAAAGAGGGCAAGCGCAAAAAGGAGGGAAGAAGAAGAGCUAACUGCACUUUUUUUCUAACACGGACGUCAUUUGCUCCCGGUGGUGUACACUAACGCGCGUCACAGUAUCGCUGUGCGGCAAAGACGGUUUAAAAAAGGAACGAAACAAACAAAAAAACAUCAUUGAGUACAUAUGUUUUGUUUUUUUUAUUCAUUGGUUUGUUUGUUUGUUGCUCCGUCAUACUGUAUUUGCGUUCGGAUCAGGAUGGACGGGGAGGGUUUUUCUUGUGUAAGCUUUGAGUUGGGGGUGUGGGGUUUGGAGACGG
Silurus meridionalis is the source of this 9913-nucleotide messenger RNA. It is a transcript of the gene ash1l, whose product is annotated as ash1 (absent, small, or homeotic)-like (Drosophila). The record is from RefSeq and is a predicted model, not a curated record. NCBI's taxonomy places the organism in Eukaryota, Metazoa, Chordata, Actinopteri, Siluriformes, Siluridae. Gene Ontology annotation, molecular function: DNA binding; histone methyltransferase activity; protein binding. Gene Ontology annotation, cellular component: nucleus.